AUGUUUUUGUUUCUUGUGAUAUCUCUUUUGGUUCUGGAGUUCAAUGAUUCCAAAAUAUUGCCAAGAACAAAGAGAGAAGAAAAUCCCGAAACAUUCAUGAAUAUUAGUGAGGUCUUACAAUAUCAUGGUUAUCCUAACGAGGAACAUGAAAUCCUGACAAAUGAUGGUUACUUUCUUACUAUCAACAGAGUUCUCGGAAGGAAAGCGUCAGAGAAAACAGCUUCCAAACCUGUUGUGUUACUGAUGCCAGGAAUUCUUACUGAUUGUGGAAUAUGGCUGACGAAUGUGCCCAACAAUAGCUUAGGAUUUAUACUGGCAGAUGCUGGCUUUGAUGUUUGGUUGGCAAAUAACCGAGGAAGCAGAUGGUGUAAAUGGCACCAGCACUUUUCAUCUCAAGAAAAAGAAUUCUGGAAUUUCAGUUUUCAUGAAAUGGCAAUGGAAGAUCUGCCAGCUAUUAUAUAUUUUAUCCUAGCUAAAACUGGACAGAAACAACUUCAUUAUGUUGGCUAUUCCCAAGGAUCCACUCUAGGAUUCAUUGCAUUUUCAGCUAUGCCAGCUUUAGCUGAGAAAAUAAAAAUCUUUUUUGCAUUUGGUCCAAUAUAUUUGGUGAAUCAUAUAAAACCAUGGUAUAAGAUGGUAAUCGAUAUGAACCAAGUUAUUGUAAAGGCUGUAUUAAGCCGAAAAGAAAUUUGCUUGCUACCUAAUCACAUUGCACGAAUCCUGGCCACUAAGUUUUGUCACCUGGAUUUAUGGAGAAAAACAUGUGCAAAUAUUUUAUUGUCCGGUGGUGGAAUUAGUGAAAACAAUGUAAAUAUGAGUCGCCUGGAUGUCAUUGUAUCACAUUUAUUUGGAUGUACAUCAACCAAAACUCUGUUACAUUGGAAGCAGUUGUACGACACUGGGCAGCUUAAAGAAUUUGACUAUGGCCCUAAGAAUAUGGAAAAAUACAAUCAGAUGACCCCCCCUUUUUAUGAUAUAAGAAGCAUAAAUAUUCCAACCUUCAUGUGGAGUGGUGGAAAAGAUAAAAUUUCAGCACUAAAGGAUACCGAACGAUUGCUCCCUCUUCUUAGUAAUCUGAUCUCCCACAAAGUAAUUCCUCAUUGGAUGCAUUACGAUUAUCUUUUUGGCCUUGAUGCUUGUCAAGAAUUGUAUGAUGAACUUGUUGACAUAAUUCACAAUUUCCCAUAAGCUGGGAAUCGUCUAGUUAGUAAAUCAGAGGCAAACAUGUGGCACUCCGCAACGUUUCCUUAACAGAAGAAAUGCAUGCUUCACUAAAGCAGAAGUGUCUAAUUCUUUUAUUUGAUGAUUUUUCUUUUAAAAAAGGAUAUCUUUUUAAAAAGUUAAUGCAGAUGCUUUGAAAGAAUGCAAUCUUGGGGAUUCUAAACUUUGGGAAGACUCACAGGGUAAAGUUUUGAGUAAUAAGGGUCAAGUGUUGAGUAAACUCGCACAGUAAAGUGUUGAGUAAUAAGGGAACAAUGAAGCCAAACAGUAAGAGCUGAACCCAGAUCCGCUCAACUCAACAGAUUUUCCCUUCUGGUUUCAGCUGCAAAAAAACAAAAGCCAGUUUUGGGGAGGAUGUGUUAAAGCCCCCCCCCCCCCGAAAUGGUAGUUGUGGAAAAAUGAUCUCA
Thamnophis elegans (Western terrestrial garter snake) is the source of this 1628-nucleotide messenger RNA. RefSeq names its product lipase member M-like. Gene Ontology annotation, molecular function: hydrolase activity, acting on ester bonds. Lineage: Eukaryota; Metazoa; Chordata; Lepidosauria; Squamata; Natricidae. Gene Ontology annotation, biological process: lipid metabolic process. The record is from RefSeq and is a predicted model, not a curated record. The transcript has 9 exons. The coding region runs from base 1 to 1188 and encodes 395 amino acids.